AUGUACCGAGCGACGGGACGCCCAGUGUGUAAAUACGGCGCGCGAGAUCACACAUGCGGGGUGUGCAAGCUAAAGCUGGACGUGGCGGACAUUCUUAUCGACCGUAUGCUGCGUGUACCGAUCCAGAAAGAGAACAACGGGAUGCGACUCGGACUGGACAUGGACGAGCUCGGGGAGGUGGUGCCCGAGUUUAUGGGGGAGAAUGGGGUCAACUGA
This is a messenger RNA of Sphaeroforma arctica JP610, 216 nucleotides long. RefSeq lists its product as hypothetical. The record is from RefSeq and is a predicted model, not a curated record. The transcript has a single exon. NCBI's taxonomy places the organism in Eukaryota, Ichthyosporea, Ichthyophonida. Bases 1 to 216 code for a protein of 71 amino acids.